Messenger RNA from Anoplopoma fimbria (sablefish), 8292 nucleotides. RefSeq names its product zonadhesin-like. Gene Ontology annotation, cellular component: membrane. Lineage: Eukaryota; Metazoa; Chordata; Actinopteri; Perciformes; Anoplopomatidae. The transcript has 29 exons. The record is from RefSeq and is a predicted model, not a curated record. Bases 139 to 7644 code for a protein of 2501 amino acids.
AGCAGUUAGAGGCUCAUAAGCUGCGUUUCCACACAGAGCCACAAUAGUUACUGCUCAUCGUUCAUUCUUCAACUCAUCAAACGGAGAGAGUAUUAGCGACGGGAGAGCAGCUGAGAAGCUGCCGUUACAGGAUCAGAUAUGCUUGGAGGCAUCUCCACACAUUUGUUGGUCACAGUGACUCUAGUCUUUGUUAUCCAGACAGGGACUCAGUGCAGGGCUGAAAUUGACUUCUCACUAGUUACUUUACCAGAUUGGAGGACAAAUUCAGAAUAUGUUACACAGUGUUUCUACGACAGACACAACCAUCUGAUUUGUGACUGGAACCAACUAACAGAGGAUGGCAUGGUGACUGUUUUAGAGAGUGGUCCACUAAGGCUGGAGGGCGAGGCUUGUCUAGAGUUUUGGUACUUAUCACCAGUUGCAGCUGAUGGGUCAGAACUUCGUGCUCUGCUGAAUACAAGCGUUGGUCUGCUAGAAAUCUGGACCUUGCCUGCCCUCCCCAGGGAUGCUUGGAGACAAGCGUUUGUCCCCUUGGACAUCAUCGAACCAGGGACUCAGGUCGUAGUGGAAGCAGUGUCCAUGGAGGGACAGGUCACAUUUAACCGGAUGGGUGUAAGGAGAGGCUCAUGUGGACCCCAGUGUGAAUCUGACUCAGAGUUCUGGACAGAUGAGUCCACCCGCUGCCUCUGUUCUGGUGGCCAGCUCUCUUGCUUUCCCUCUCAGUGCCCUAAGGGCCAAAUCUGCAGUCCUCAAAUAGGCAGAGCCAGGGGGAUUUCGCCCUCGGGGACUUGCACUAUACACAGUCACACAGACUGCAGCACUUUUGAUGGAAAGGUGUUCCGCUUCAUGGCCCCCUGCACCUACACACUGGCUAAGAGCUGCUCACCCUCUGAGGCCAUGCCCAUGUUCAGUGUGGAAGUGGUCAAUGAGCAGAACCGGAACUCAUCUCUGCCGACUGUGCAGCAGGUCAAUGUGCACAUGGGGAACUUCAGAGUGUCCCUGCUGAAAAAGCAGACGCACCGGAUUGUGGUUAAUGGGGUCUGGAAGAAGCUUCCACUGACACUCGGCGGUGGAACUGUCAAAAUCAAGAGCAACCCCGCUGCUGUUGAACUGAAAACCAGUUUUGGUCUUUUGGUCUCUUACGACAAAACCGGUGCUGUCCAUGUCACCCUGCCGUCCGCUUACUCUGAUAAAGUCUGUGGCUUGUGCGGAAACUACAACCACGUCAGAGGAGACGACUUCAGAAAGCCCGAUGGAACACUCGCCCAAGAUGCUACAGAUUUUGCUGAGAGCUGGCAGUCCGGGCAAGCCACCUCCUCCUGUGAAACCAUUCUAUUACCUCAUCAGUGUGACCCACUGGAGUUGACCGAGUAUGCCAGUGAGCAGUACUGUGGAGGCCUAAUCUCUAGCACUGGGCCCUUUGCUGACUGCCUAUCAGUUCUGGGGGCAGAGAGCUACUUCAGGGGCUGUGUGGUCAGCAUGUGCUCUACCCAUGGUGACCCAGCAGUACUAUGUGAGGCAUUACAGGUGUACGCUGAUAUCUGCCAGGAGGCUGGAGUCUCCUUUCCCAUAUGGAGGAACUCUACUUUUUGCCCCCUACAGUGUGGUGAGAACAGCUAUUAUAACUCAUGUGCCGAUGGCUGUCCCGAGGUAUGCUCCAGUCUGGAUCUGGUUGGCUCUUGUGGAAGCUGUGAGGAAAAAUGCGAGUGUGACUCUGGCUUUAAGCUCAGUGGGGGGAAGUGUGUCCCAGCAGAGGACUGUGGGUGCUGGUAUUAUGGAAAGCACUAUGAGAAAGGAGCAACAUUCUCGGAGGGAGAGUGUGAGCAACAGUGUCAGUGCAUGGGUAAUAAUGACGUGCAAUGCAUCACAAUGCAAUGCGCAGACGAUGAGGUUUGCAAGGUCACGGAUGGGGUGAAAGGCUGCUUCCUUUUCAAACCUGCCACCUGCAGGGUGUAUGGUGAUCCACACUACAUCACCUUUGACGGGAUGGCAUAUGACUUUCAAGGGGGCUGCAGUUACACGCUGACUACCACAUGUGGAAAAGAAAGCUCAGUCCAGUUCUCUGUUAUUGGACACAACAUGCACCCUGCCCUUCAGAACUUCACCCGAUCCAAGCUUGAAGCUGUGUCUCUUCAGGUUGAGGAUCUAUACCUCACCCUGAACCAGAGUGGAGAGGUCUAUUUGGAUAAUAGCAGCAUCCAACUCCCCUAUUCCACCACUGGUUCAUACGGCUCAGUAUGGGUCUACCUGAAGAAAAACUAUAUUAUCUUGGAGACAACCUUUGGCCUCAGAAUGACGAUAGAUGCACAGAACAGACUCUUCCUGCAGGUGGAUGAGCGCUACAAGUAUGAACUGUGUGGACUGUGUGGCACCUACUCUGAACACCAGGACGAUGACUUUGUAGAACCAGGAGGCCAAAAUUCUACUGGUCCAUUUGAGUUUGGCGACAGCUGGAAGGUGCCAGGCGAUAAUGAGUGUAUUUCCCAUCCAAAUGAUCCCACAUUCUGUGAUUAUGAUGAAGAGAAUGAGGCCUACAAUGAGUGUUACACCCUACUAGGGGAUGCCUUCAAACCCUGCAAUGAACUCAUUCACCCAAACAUUUACCUCAAAAGUUGUGUGUAUGACUACUGCGCCACCAGUGGUGACCAACACACCCUAUGUGAAUCUCUCAAGUCCUAUGCAGCAGCAUGCCAGGUUGCAGGAGUGGAGCUGCCCGGCUGGCAGACAAACACAGCCUGUGCUGACCCCACAACUACUGCAACUUUUCCAACAUCUCCAACUCCUACCUCUACAAAACCAGAUCAGACUCUCUGUCCCAUAAACUGUGACUUUGAAAAAAAUCUGUGUGGGUGGGAGCAACUCGUACAGGACAGUUUUGAUUGGAAAAGACAUUCAGGACCCACCCCAUCAAGCUUAACUGGACCAAACCAAGACCACACCACUGGAGCUGGUUUCUACAUCUAUAUUGAGGGAAAUAGUGUAACCCAUGGAGAUUCAGCUCGUCUAUCAAGUUCAAUGUGCCAUUAUAAUGGCCCACUCUGCCUGCACUUCUGGUACCAUAUGUAUGGUUCAGCCACAGCCAUGGCCCUGAAUAUCUACCUGCUUAGAGACAAUAAAGCUACCAAGCUCUGGGCCAUGAUGAACAACCAAGGACCAGAAUGGCAUCUAGGAAGUAUUGACAUCAGAGUGUCUGGUCCAUUCCAAAUCAUAGUGGAGGGAAUUCGAGGCUCUAAUUAUCUAUCAGAUGUGGCCAUGGAUGACAUUUCCAUCCACUUUGGCUCUUGCUCAGGUAGCUUCCCUGACCUGGUUAGUGGAACGAAGCCUCCUUCCACAACUGUGGAAGUCCUCCCCUCACUCCCAAUCUGCAAUAUAGACUGUAGCUUCAACAACAACCUUUGUAGCUGGAAUCAGAUGGUGACAGAUGCUUUUGACUGGACAUGGAAAAGUGGUUACACCCCCACCCUGAUGACUGGGCCAUCUGCUGGCCACACUGGUGAUGGUCACUAUUUUUACAUUGAGGCCAGCAGUGUGACACAUGGAGACACAGCUCGUCUCAUCAGCUCUGAGUGUUCUGACUCUGGUCCUCAGUGUCUGCAGUUCUGGUAUCAUAUGUAUGGCUCAGCAGAUACAAUGGGCCUCCAUGUUUACCUGCUCCAGAACAGAUUAGCUGAUGCUGUUUGGUGGAAGAGAAAUGACCAGGGAAAUAUGUGGCACAUGGCUCAGGUGGACAUCACAACAACUGGGGCUUUCCAGGUCAUCAUUGAGGGGCGUAGAGGCUCCAACGAAGAGUCUGAUGUGGCAAUAGAUGAUGUAAAGCUUUAUCGUGGCCGAUGCUCUGAUGUGAGUGGUGUUGUGACAACAAGUCCUCCUAAGCCUGAUGGAAACACAACUCCUCCAAUUGUCCCUGUGCAAACUAGUGCAGCUCCAGAGCCUCCUGUGUUCAAUGCUACUGCUCAGCUCCCCGUUACAAUUAAGCCCCCUACAGCAAAUGUUACAAUACCUCCCACAGUGGAAUCACAAACCGACUUCAUUAAUGGGGAAAAUGUGACUGAAGCUCCAGAUAUUAGACCACCACCACACUCAGUAUGCCAACUCAACUGCAAUUUUGAACAAGAUCUAUGUCAGUGGAGUCAACUUCCUACUGAUGUUUUUGACUGGACAAGGUAUAGUGGCUCCACUCCUACUAUGAUGACUGGGCCUUCUUCAGAUCACACCACAGGAGGUGGCCACUAUCUUUACAUCGAAGGCAACAGCGCGUCACAUGGAGACACGGCUCGUCUCAUCAGCUCUGAGUGUUCUGACUCUGGUUCUCAGUGUCUGCAGUUCUGGUAUCAUAUGUAUGGCUCAGCAGAUACAAUGGGCCUCCAUGUUUACCUGCUCCAGAACAGAUUAGCUAAUGGUGUUUGGUGGAGGAGAAAUGACCAAGGCAAUAUGUGGCACAUGGCUCAGGUGGACAUCACAACAACUGGAGCUUUCCAGAUCAUAUUUGAGGGCCGAAGAGGUUCCAGCGAUCAGUCUGAUGUUGCCAUAGAUGAUGUAUCACUUCACCGUGGGCACUGUACAGUUGCAACAGUGGGUCCAGAGUUUAUUCCAGCGAACAGCUCAACUACUACACAACCACAAACGUCAACUUCAUCAAAACCACAGCCAACAACUACUUUUACAACAACAACAAAUCCUGAUAUCCUGACUACAAGACCACAGCUACCAAUAACACCAACACCAAUAACAACAACAACCACAACUGGACCCCAAAACACAGCUACACCUUACCCACCAACAACAGAGCACCCAGGAGUUGAAACUCCAGAGCAACCAGAACCUGAAAUGACAGCAAGACCAGAGCAACCAGGUACAUCUACUAAUGGACCCCCAACCACAGCCAGACCCUAUCCACCAACAACAGAGUACCCAGGAGUUGAAACUCCAGAGCAACCAGAACCUGAAAUGACAGCAAGACCAGAGCAACCAGGUACAUCUACUAAUGGACCCCCAACCACAGCCAGACCCUAUCCACCAACAACAGAGCACCCAGGAGUUGAAACUCCAGAGCAACCAGAACCUGAAAUGACAGCAAGACCAGAGCAACCAGGUACAUCUACUAAUGGACCCCAAACCACAGCCAGACCCUAUCCACCAACAACAGAAUACCCAGGAGUUGAAACUCCAGAGCAACCAGAACCAGAAUUUACAGGAAAACCUCAAAUGACAGCACAAACAGAGCAACCAGGUACAUCUACUAAUGGACCCCCAACCACAGCCAGACCCUAUCCACCAACAACAGAGCACCCAGGAGUUGAAACUCCAGAGCAACCAGAACCUGAAAUGACAGCAAGACCAGAGCAACCAGGUACAUCUACUAAUGGACCCCCAACCACAGCCAGACCCUAUCCACCAACAACAGAGCACCCAGGAGUUGAAACUCCAGAGCAACCAGAACCAGAAUUUACAGGAAAACCUCAAAUGACAGCACAAACAGAGCAACCAGGUACAUCUACUAAUGGACCCCCAACCACAGCCAGACCCUAUCCACCAACAACAGAGCACCCAGGAGUUGAAACUCCAGAGCAACCAGAACCUGAAAUGACAGCAAGACCAGAGCAACCAGGUACAUCUACUAAUGGACCCCCAACCACAGCCAGACCCUAUCCACCAACAACAGAGCACCCAGGAGUUGAAACUCCAGAGCAACCAGAACCUGAAAUGACAGCAAGACCAGAGCAACCAGGUACAUCUACUAAUGGACCCCAGACCACAGCCAGACCCUAUCCACCAACAACAGAAUACCCAGGAGUUGAAACUCCAGAGCAACCAGAACCUGAAUUUACAGGAAAACCUCAAAUGACAGCACAAACAGAGCAACCAGGUACAUCUACUAAUGGACCCCCAACCACAGCCAGACCCUAUCCACCAACAACAGAGCACCCAGGAGUUGAAACUCCAGAGCAACCAGAACCUGAAAUGACAGCAAGACCAGAGCAACCAGGUACAUCUACUAAUGGACCCCCAACCACAGCCAGACCCUAUCCACCAACAACAGAGCACCCAGGAGUUGAAACUCCAGAGCAACCAGAACCUGAAAUGACAGCAAGACCAGAGCAACCAGGUACAUCUACUAAUGGACCCCCAACCACAGCCAGACCCUAUCCACCAACAACAGAGCACCCAGAAGUUGAAACUCCAGGGCAACCAGAACCAGAAUUUACAGGAAAACCUCAAACAACAGCAAGACCUGAACAAACGGCUACAUCUAAUAAAUCCCCAACCACAGAAAGCCAUGUGCCUACAGCUGGAUCACAACCAACAACAACAACUAGACCACAACCCCCAACUGAAACUCAGCCAGAGCCACAAACCACAGUGAGACCACAACCACAAACCACAGUGAGACCACAACCACCAACCACAGUGAGACCACAACCUCCAACCACAGUUAAACCAAAACCCACAACAGCCACACCACAGCCCACAACAACAGUUGGACCACAACCUACAAGAACCAAUAAACCACAUUCAACAACAGGUAGACCUAGGCCUACAACUACAGCCACACCACAAUCUACAACGACAGCCAGAACACAACCUCCAACUACACAUGGACCAACACCCUCUUGCCCAAAGAACAGUCAUUACACCACAUGUGUCCAGCCAUGCAGUCCAACCUGCACACAACUGAAUGGACCACCAGGCUGCAGCAACAAUGAGGGUUGUGUGAAGGGAUGUGUUUGUGAUGAAGGCUUUGUGCGUAAAUUGAGGGUUUGUGUGCCUAUCCAACAAUGUGGAUGUGUGGACAAGAAUGGCACCAGCCAUCGUUUCAAUGAAGUGUGGUACACCAAUCACUGCAGUCAGAAGUGUGAAUGUGAGAAAGACCAUGGCGUGGGGAAGAUUGACUGCGAUGACAAAGAUGAGUGCGAUGGAAAUGCUGUCUGCCUUCAAAAUGAGGAAGGACAUUAUUACUGCCAGUCUACAGGCUUCCAUGAAUGCACUAUCAGGGGAGACCCUGAGUACAGAACAUUUGAUAAAAUGAAGCAUGACUUUGACGGUGAGCACUCAUAUGUGCUGGUCCGGACCAACAACUUGCCAAAUGACCUUCCACAUGUUUACAUCGAGGGCAUCAAUACCGUACAUGAUGACGAUGAUAGUCAGCAUCAUGGUGACAGUAGCAGUGAAGAAGACCACAGCCACAGUGUGAGCGAUGAAGAUGAUGAAGAUGAUGAAGAUGAUGAAGAUGAAGAUGAUAGUGAUGAAGAUGGUGAUGAUAGCAACCAUGAUGACGACAGUGAAAAUAAUAAGGAACACCACAGAUUACAAGAGCUUAAGAUUCGAGUGUACGAUCACACUGUGGUAUUCAGGAAGAAUCGGAGGCUGGUCGUGGAUGGAAGGAAAACCAAUACUCCCGCCUCACCAACGGCUGGUCUAAAGAUCUGGGAGCAUUCCUCUCGCAUCUACCUGAAGACCGACUUUGGCCUCUCAGUGGAGUUUGAUGGACACAGCAGAGCAGAGAUCAUUCUACCACACUUAUAUAAAAGUAAGGUGGGGGGUCUGUGCGGGAACUUUGACGGCUACAAAGUGAAUGACUGGAUGAAGCCAGAUGGUACCAGGGCCAAGAGCAUUAAAGAGUUUGGAGAGAGCUGGAGAGUGUGAAUAUCAGAUGGAUGUAAGGAUGAGACAUGGCACUUAAAAAUACCACGUGUAGGCUUUAGACCACUAGCAGAAACAUCAAUGUGGCAGUUAACAAGAAAUCCGACAGAAUUAAAGCUGAUGAAUCUUUUCAUUUGAAAAAGUAUCCUCUCUCAAAACUAAACUGCCCAAAAAAGACCUGGCAUAAACAAGUCCAGUGGUCUCCAGCUCAUCAGGACAAUAAAUACAGAACGAUGGAAACUUUUCAACUGCUUUUAUAGUGAAGGCUCUUAGAAGGCUUCGCCUAUACCAAUAUAAUCUGGAGUUACAAUACGUAACUAACGCUUCCUACUGAACUCACAUCAUUCAUCAAAUUUUUGAAAAAGGUGAAAAUCUCAAACAUCUUUGCUUAUUCAGGAUCUCUUUGAACUCUGUGGCAAUAUAUCAGACUCAUGUUUGUGCCAUCGCCAAGCAAACAGCUGUGCAUAUGCUUUAUAAAAAAUUCUGAUUAUGGAUGACUACAUGGGAUUAUUUAUCACUAUCCGUUAAACUCAAGGUGCAAUAAAUGAUUAUACAAUAUGUUGCUUGCGCUUGGUCAUACUGUGUAUUUGAAUGUCAGUGCAUUGGUAGGGUUUCUAUUGAAUCUUCAUUGUUCCAAUAAACAUGCACUGU